UAAGGAACCGCCGAAGCAACCAGUCGAGAAGGGGGGGAACCGAACACACCAACCGCCAAGAUGUGUGACAUGGGAGGAUUGGACAACCUGGUGGCCAACACGGCCUACCUGAAGGCCCAGGGCGGCGACGACAAGGAAAUGAAGAAACGGAGGCGCAGCUUGGCUCUGCCCAAGCCGGAGCAGUGUGCCGCCACCCGGACCACCGUGGAGAAGGUCUUCGAGAGCAUCUGCGAGCGGCAGCCCAUCGGCAAGAAGUUCUUCCGCCAGUACCUGGCCUCAACCCCCGAGUAUGUGAACGCCGUGGAGUUCCUGGACGAGCUGAACGACUGGGACCUGGCGGAGGGCGCCGCCAAGGACAAGGCUCGCACCAACAUCAUGAACAAGUUCUGCAAAGCCGACUCCAAGACCUUUCUGACCUUCCUGACUGGAGACACUGCCACCAAGUGCAAGGCAGUGACCGACAAGGACUUUGACGAGGUGAUGAAGGGAGUAGUGCAGGAGGGGACCAGGGAGUUCCUCAAAGGGAAGCCAUUUGCGGAUUACCAGACAAGUCCGUUUUUCGACAAGUUCCUGCAGUGGAAGGAGUACGAGAAACAGCCAAUCAGCGACAAGUACUUCUACGAGUUCAGAACUCUGGGCAAGGGAGGCUUCGGCGAGGUGUGCGCUGUACAGGUGAAGAACACAGGCCAGAUGUACGCCUGCAAGAAGCUGUGUAAGAAACGCCUGAAGAAGAAACACGGAGAGAAGAUGGCCCUGCUGGAGAAGCAGAUUCUGGAGAAGGUCAACAGCCUGUUCCUGGUCAACCUGGCGUACGCCUACGACUCCAAGACCCACCUGUGUCUGGUCAUGACCCUGAUGAACGGAGGAGACCUCAAGUACCACAUCUACAACAUCGGCAUUGACGGGAAGGGCGUGGAGAAAGGCGUGGAGAUGAAGCGCAUCAUCCACUACACCGCCCAGAUCACCACGGGCAUCCUGCACCUCCACCAGAUGGAUAUUGUUUACCGUGACAUGAAGCCAGAAAACGUGCUGCUGGAUAGCUUCGGACAGUGUCGCCUCUCUGAUCUGGGUCUGGCCGUGGAGCUGCCAGCAGGGAAGACCAUCACCCAGAAGGCUGGAACAGGAGCCUACAUGGCCCCAGAGAUCCUCAACAGCACCCCCUACAGGGAGUCCGUGGACUGGUGGGCGCUGGGCUGCAGUAUUUACGAGAUGGUGGCCGGCUACACCCCCUUCAAGGGUCCCGAUUCCAAGAAGGAGAAAGUGGAGAAGGAAGAAGUUCAGCGUCGCAUCCAGAACGACCAGCCCCCCUGGGAACACAAGGGCUUCGACGCUCCGACCAAGGCCAUCAUCGAGCUGUUCCUGAAGAAGAAGAUUGAGGAACGUUUGGGCUGCAGAAACCCCACCGACGACCCGAGGAAGCAUGAGUGGUUCAAAGCCAUCAACUUCCCCCGUCUCGAGGCUGGCCUGGUGGACCCCCCAUGGGUGCCCAAACCCAACGUUGUCUACGCCAAGGACACUGGCGACAUCGCAGACUUCUCUGAGAUCAAGGGCAUCGAGUUCGACGCCAAUGACGACAAGUUCUUCAAAGAGUUCAGCACGGGUGCCGUGCCGAUCCCAUGGCAACAGGAGAUGAUUGAAACCAACCUGUUUGACGAGCUGAACGACCCCAACAGGAAAGAGUCGACCGGGGGCGGAGGCGAGGGCGGGAAGUCUGGCACCUGCACGUUGCUGUGA
Hypomesus transpacificus is the source of this 1734-nucleotide messenger RNA. RefSeq names its product G protein-coupled receptor kinase 7a (gene grk7a). The coding region runs from base 61 to 1734 and encodes 557 amino acids. The record is from RefSeq and is a predicted model, not a curated record. Gene Ontology annotation, molecular function: rhodopsin kinase activity; ATP binding. Gene Ontology annotation, biological process: signal transduction; regulation of signal transduction; protein phosphorylation. NCBI's taxonomy places the organism in Eukaryota, Metazoa, Chordata, Actinopteri, Osmeriformes, Osmeridae. The transcript has 4 exons. Gene Ontology annotation, cellular component: cytoplasm.